This is a messenger RNA of Cyphellophora europaea CBS 101466, 1044 nucleotides long. RefSeq lists its product as uncharacterized. The record is from RefSeq and is a predicted model, not a curated record. NCBI's taxonomy places the organism in Eukaryota, Fungi, Ascomycota, Eurotiomycetes, Chaetothyriales, Cyphellophoraceae. The transcript has a single exon. The coding region runs from base 1 to 1044 and encodes 347 amino acids.
AUGUCCGAACCCUCGCGAUGGCAUCGUCCACGAGCUGUCUUCGAAGGCCUGUACGAUCCAGAGUCCAUCACCGUGACACUGAGUCUGGCGCUGGCUUUGUACAAUGCGAUUGAGCUUACGCUUUUGAUCUUCACCACGUUCAAAAAAUGGCACGGUCUCUACUUCUGGAGCUUGUGCGUAUCCAAUUUCGGUGUGGUCUCUUACAGCCUCGGUUUGAUCAUCGAGUAUUUCCAGCUUGCCGUGCUAUGGGUCGGCAAAAUCUUCGAUACCGGCGGAUGGAUUCUGAUGAUUACGGGCCAAAGUUUGGUUCUCUACUCGAGACUCAACUUGAUCAUGGAUCAACCGAAAGUGCUGAAGGCCGUCAAGUGGAUGAUCAUAUUCAAUGCAGUCGUCUGGCACACCACCCUUACCGUCCUCGACUUCGGCACAACUUAUACCAAUAACCAGCACUUUGCAGAAGGCUUCUUCUACACCGAACAUGUUCAGAUGACUAUGUUUUGUUUGCAAGAGUUCAUCAUCUCUGGACUGUACGUCUGGCGGACCAUUGCCUUUCUCAAGGUCGUCAGCAAAAAGAGCACAAGAAGCGUCAUCUGGCAGCUCUUUACCAUCAACGUCAUCAUCAUCGCCAUGGACAUUGCCUUGCUUUUCAUGCAGUACAAGCACUGGCGUAUCUAUCAGCAGGCUACCAAAGCCUUCAUUUACAGCGUCAAACUCAAACUCGAGCUCAAUAUUCUGUCAAAGCUUGUCGACCUGGUUCAAGGUUCGAAGCGAUCUGGGUCGCACGAUCUGGGCGAGAUUGACACCAACGCCAUCCCCGGCCAAGCGCAAAAUGACCUCUAUCGAGAGCUAUCAACUCCAUCGUCGAAAGGAAUCGUAAAUCAUAUGGAGAAUGGCCACGCUGUCCACCCGAGCGAGGACGAUUUCGAUGACGAUGACGCCGGCGCGGUACGAACACUAUCAGAAAACUCGCGAGCGUACUCCGCAAGGACAACUGGACGAGACUCGGAUAUUCUCUACGCUGACGUCCUGCGAUCGAUCAAGUGA